Varanus komodoensis (Komodo dragon) is the source of this 7942-nucleotide messenger RNA. RefSeq names its product cysteine and serine rich nuclear protein 2 (gene CSRNP2). The transcript has 5 exons. The coding region runs from base 2431 to 4035 and encodes 534 amino acids. Gene Ontology annotation, biological process: regulation of transcription by RNA polymerase II. Gene Ontology annotation, molecular function: DNA-binding transcription factor activity, RNA polymerase II-specific; sequence-specific DNA binding. Gene Ontology annotation, cellular component: nucleus. NCBI's taxonomy places the organism in Eukaryota, Metazoa, Chordata, Lepidosauria, Squamata, Varanidae. The record is from RefSeq and is a predicted model, not a curated record.
AUGAGGCAGAUAGAUGACAACUGGCUGAAGAUCACCCAGUAAAUCUUGGACCAGCUAGCUUCUGAAUCAGUGCAUGCUUGAAUGAAUCACAAAAAGGAGGCUUCAUUAUUCUCUGGUAUCAGUUGUGGGCUCAGAGGAAACAUCUUAUUUUGUAUGUAACUGACCUAUGUUUUGAUGUCUUACGCACACUUGUACCUAAGAUUGUUUCCUGUAAUCUGAGUGACUUAAUUGGAUUAAAGCCAAAAGUAAAGCAAAGCAGAUUGGCUGAGUUGAGAGAUUGUGUUGGUUUAAUAAACUGAGAUGAAACCAUCUUCUGUCCAUGCUAGCAUUUGCUCUAUUCCCUACUUAGAGAAGAAAAAGCAAAAGUCACCACUUAAUUAUAGGUUCUGUUUUCAUCUACCCAAGGAAAUUGUGGUUAGAAGCUUCAUUAUUUGAAGUUGGUUUAAGGUUUGGCUAGUUCCAAUACUUAUAAAUGUAGAUUUUUUAGGCCAAACAGGGAAACUAUGAUUAAUUGAAGUUGUCUGUUUUCAUUCAGGUGUAGGGAAGGGACUUGUGUUCAUGGGCACAAGGCUAAUUCAUACCUUACCAUAAUAAUGUGAGAUACUGUCAUCCAAAUGCAGUUACAUAGGGGUAUGCUUGUUGUCACUUGACAUGUUCAAAGUUAAUUCCCUAGAAAUUAGACAUGUGCAGAAUACUUAUAUAUAGCUUCUUUCCUACCCAGAUUUUGGCAUCCUCUCUUAGACAUUUCAAGUAUGUGUUUUAUUGGACAGGAACUUUGGUAAAGAGAUUGGUAUAUGUCUAGUGGCCAUGUGUGGUCCACAGAGACUGCAGGAUCUUACCCGUGAACUGUUGGACUUUCACAUGCUCUUCAUCUACAAAAUGGGAACAGAAAUUUCUUAUUUCAAAGGAAUAUUGAGACAAAUGAGAUAAGAAUUGUGAAGCACCUUCUAUACAGAGUUAUGUAAACAACAUUAAAUGCUUUGUACUUCUCUUUGACUGCAUUCUGUUGGGCCUGCAAAAUAUCCUAACCAAGAAUACUGUGGAAAACUCUCUAGCGUUACUUGCUUUAUUGUUGAGAAUACUAGCAACCUAUUUAGGUAAACCUUCUGUUUUAGAUUACAUCUUAACUUUCUUAUGAAAUAAAUUGCAGCCUGCAAAGGGAAUGUAUGUGUUAAUCUCCAAGCAUGGAAAACAUAAUCCCUGGCAUGUGGCUCUUUUAAGAUCUGACACUGAUCUGUAGAGGUGAUGCAUUGUAUGUGAAAGAUGGCACAGAUCUGUCUGUUAAAAGCACUUGUUUUAUAUCUGUGGAAGGCAUUGGAGUUAUUGUCAGUUUCUAAUUGUCUCAAAUUGAGCAUGACCAGUACUACUAACCAGAAUUGCUACAGUAUUUUGCUGUAGUAACAUUAUAGCAUGCUUUGGGAUAUUUCCUCUGUCCAUACAGAGCCUCUGUAUGUUUUCCCCUAUCCUCUGGUGACAUCACCUUUUACUGGUCCAGUUUGCAUCUUUGCAGUGAUGGUGCCAUGUCAUUCUGGGCAACAGUAUUUCUGUGAAGGGUGGGGAGGAAUGAGAACUUUGUGAAAUCAGAUGCUCUGGCAUUCUUGACAAGGCAAUUCUGUUGCAAGGGGGUAUGUAAUGGUGAAAAGCAAAUGGACUCAGUCUGGGCCUUCCCCCUCCUCCUGGAACAUCAUUGACUCCUCUCCAAGCUGUUGGAAAAUGCUUUCUUUCUCUGUCAGUGUGUGUUCAUCUGUCCGUCCUUGUGUCUGUAUGUAUGUGUUUAUAUCCCCUAUUUCACAGGUCAGGUUAGCUUUCAAGGAUUGACAGUUGUGCCUUUCCUCCCUCCCCCCCAAAAAAGUUUUUGCCUUGAAUAAUUCUGUAGUGUCCCAAAAUAGUCUGAGAGUUUUGCUGCAAUACAGAUGACAUUUAUGCUAGAGGGAACCUCUGGCCAUUGGGUGGAGCCUUGUUGUUCCUGCACUGUAUACUCCUCUCUCUGCUUGAAUUUUUGCUGCAAGCUUUUAGUAGGCUUGGCUCCCCUCUGCUCACUAGUGAACCAGGAUGUUUUGCAUCUUGUUCCUUCUGCUAGCCUCAGAGCAAUUUUAAUUCCUUCAAGCCUAUGUAGAAUCUUUAAUUCUGCUAAUGGGCUCCCUGUAUAUCCUAACUUUAAGAGCUGUUCUUUCUGAUUUUCUGAGCUAGUGCUGCUUAGCCACAGGCAGGAAUGCCAUCAAUCUGUGAAUUCCAUUUCUAGUUAUUGAUUUGGCUUACCUUUCUAUCCUGCCUUUCCUCCAGGGAUCUCCAAGUGGCAUACAUGACUGUCAUCUUCUAACCUCCCCUCUGUGAGGUACCUGGUAGACCCCAUCCAUAAGCCUGGGGUUGGAGCUCUUCCAUUGCCACUAGUCUCUUUGCUCUUUGGCUCUCCAUGCGAGCCAGAGACAAAUGGAUGCAAUUGCAAGUGCCAGCCUCAAGAGGAAGUUUGAUGAUGUGGAUGUGGGCUCGCCCGUGUCCAACUCUGACGAUGAGAUCUCCAACAGUGACAGUGCAGACAGCUGUGACAGCGUCAAUCCGCCCAGCUCUACUGGCUUCAUUCCAACCUCCAUCUUGAAAAGGCAGAAACAAUUGCGCAGGAAGAACGUGCGCUUUGACCAGGUGACAGUGUACUAUUUCGCAAGGCGUCAGGGAUUCACCAGCGUGCCAAGCCAAGGGGGAAGCUCCUUGGGCAUGGCCCAGCGCCACAACUCCGUACGCAGGUACACCCUUGGGGAAUUUGCCCAGGAGCAAGAAGUGAAUCACCGUGAGAUUCUUCGAGAACACCUGAAGGAGGAGAAACUCCAUGCCAAGAAAAUGAAGCUAACAAAGAAUGGCACCGUGGAGUCAGAGGAGGCGGAUGGCUUGACUCUUGAGGAUGUCUCCGAUGAUGACAUUGACGUCGAGAACGUGGAAGUGGAUGACUACUUCUUCUUGCAGCCGUUGCCUACCAAACGGCGCCGUGCCCUCCUUCGGGCUUCUGGGGUUCACCGUAUUGAUGCAGAGGAGAAACAGGAACUCCGCGCCAUCCGUCUCUCCCGGGAGGAAUGUGGCUGUGACUGCCGGCUGUACUGUGAUCCUGAGGCCUGCGCUUGUAGCCAAGCUGGAAUUAAAUGCCAGGUGGACCGAAUGUCCUUCCCAUGCGGCUGUUCCAGGGAUGGCUGUGGAAACAUGGCCGGGCGAAUUGAAUUCAAUCCCAUCCGGGUGCGGACUCACUACCUGCACACCAUUAUGAAACUAGAGCUGGAGAAUAAGCGGCAGGUGAGCCGGGCCCAGACUCUGGAUGAUGAGACUCCUCCCAGCUCCAGCAGUGAUUGGCUGGGCACCCAGUCCCCAGAGACGCAGGACUUCCAGGAGUUCAUGGCUGAGAAUGAGACUGCAGUCAUGCACCUUCAGACAGCAGAGGAGCUGGAGCGGUUAAAGGCUGAGGAAGACUCCAGCAGCGGCUCCAGCAGUGUGGAGAGCCUCGGGGUGUGCAUUUUGGAAGACCCUCUUGCUGUCUCCGAGGGGAUGUGCCCCAGCCUGGCCACACCCAUCCUCAUUCAGGCCCAGCUGCCACCAGGUUCCUCUGUUCUAUGCUUUACGGACAGCUCUGAACAGGCGAGCUCGGCUGAGGGUGACCAGCCCUUCUUGAACAAUGGGCCUGUCAUGUACUAUCAGGUCGACCAAAGGUCGGUGCUGGGGGUGAAAAGCGAGAGCAGUGCAGAGGAGUUGGAGGUAGCCCCUCGCUAUACAGAGGAGAAGGAGCUGAGUGUCUAUUCUGUCCCCAUGGCCUCCCUGGUGCCUUGUGGCCGAGCCACAGCCUCCAGCCGGGCAGAAGCAGGCAAGGCUGCUGUGUCCACAGAGUCCCUUCCUUCCGAGAGCUGUCAGUCUGAAGCUCCUCUGCCAAGCCCGCCCUUCCACACAAACGUGCCGCAGGACAGUUUGCGGCCCCAGAGUGCAGGGCAAUCUCCAGAGAGCAGUUGCGAGCUUCCGUCUUCUGAGGAAUGCUCCCUGGGACCGGCUCUGACUGCAUGACACACCCCAGCCCAGCUCAGCUCUUAUCUUGACGAUGUCUAUUUAUUGACAGUGGUUUUACCGAAAGGCCUGAGCCACUGGAAAUUAUUUAAGGGGGGAGGGGGAGAGGAGGUGGACUGCUUUGUACAGGCUCACCCUAAAUUUAACUAAAUCAAGCGCUUAUGGCUGCCUCAAGGUAAGAGGGUCCUUUUGCAAAUCGGGUGGCCUCUUGAGACUGACGGGGCUGGACCAUAGACAAGGGACAGUCCAGACAGAGCUGCUAUGUUGGAGGCACCUUACCCCAUCCUACAAGGACCAAACGUGAAUGUGUCUCAUGGAAGCAAUAGAGCGAAGCUGCCUUUCUCCUAAAGCGCUUGGCAGGUUUGGGGCAAGGGGGGCAGAAGAGGACUGUGUUACUGCUAUUCAAUAUCAAGAAUCUGUAUGUGCAGUGGAAUCUCCUUCUCCAUCCAGUUGCUCAUCCCAGGUGAAGCGGCUGCCGUCUGUACCAUCCUGUCAUCUUCCGUGCUUUGUCUUCUUGGUAACUGUGAUCUUACCUGCUUUAACAGCUUUGACCCAUUUACACACCUUAGGCUGUACAAACGUUUUAUUUAUGUGACAUUUGCGACACUUCUUUCCCUGGAAAAACUAUAUAUAUUUUUAAAAAUUCAGUGCGGAUUAACUUUGAUCAUGACUGGCCACAUCUACAGUUUGGCAUGCAACUGUUGGACAGAACCAUUUUCACUCUGGAAUCUCCUGGCCUUACCAGUAGCUUCAUCCAGACUGUCUCUGUCUUGCUGGCCCUCAGUGGGGACUACCGAGAUUAAUUGGAUUAAAUUAUUUUUAAAUGUGCUGACUGUUUACUAGUGCAUAUUGUGAGCCCAUGACCUGUAGCUGACUCUCCAGUGUGCAUUCUGGGCUGUGGGGGGAUCUGCUGCCUCCGUGACUUUCAAGCCCUCCUGGGGUCUGGUUCUAUGAACAACGACUGCACCAGGGUGCAGUAAAGUUCAACUUCUCAGUGGAGAUUUAAGUCUCUGUUGAAGUUUCUGGUGGACAGAAGGUAUACAGAAUACUUGUCCUUCUUCCGUCCCAUCAUUUUAUGAUUUACCCCCUUCUCUUCAGCUAUGAUAGGAUGUUCCAUUCUGGUUGCACAAGCUUGGAGAGGAAAGCCUUCUGUUCCUCCGCUUUCUGAGAGCAGCCUAGCAUUCUGGAUGCAUUUGAAUGGCAAGAGGCCGAUAUGCAAUGGAAUUGCAGCCUGGCACAUGGCAAGCACAGGGCCAGUGCAAGUGCAAUAGGGUGGCAAUGGAGGGAACGCCCGCAUUUUAUGCAUCGCUGUGGUCUCCAUCUCAAGGAGGUGUGCAAUUAACUGUUCCAGUUAGUCCUGGAAUAGAAGGGGAGAGAAUGGGGUAACAGUAGAGGUGUCACUCUCCCUCUUUAUUUUAGCGACCACUUUCCUCCCUGUAGAAUAACAAAAGCACUUUUACCCUCCACUGUCCUAGGCAUCUUUCUCCCAUAUGUUUUUGUCAUGUAUAGAUUAUUGCUUUCCUCUACCUGUCCUGACCCAGAAAAAGGGAACGGUAGCUGUGCUGGUCCAGACGCAGAAAAUCCAAUAUGCAUACCAGCAGUUGAGUGAAGGGUCAUCUUUUGGCUUCAACCUAUCCCAUAAUGGUUAAGGGUAACUAUGUAUCUUUGCAAACCCAUUUAGAAGAGCCCAAGCUUCUGAGAUGGAUCUAGCUCUCUGGUGUACUGAAGCAAAUGCCCAGGAAAGGGCCAGCAGGGAUGAGAAAAGGAUUGCUUGCGACUUGUCCUUUCACCCACAGUGCUACAACCCAUGGAAAUCUCCUAUUGCUGUGUGGAUGGGACCACAAAACUGACAGAUUUUAACUAUAAAAAGCCUUCACUAUGAAUCUUCCUUUUUUCCAUCCAGAGCUUUCCUUGUGCUUUUUAGUGCAUAUGAUACACUGGAAACUUACGUGCUUUGCCUCAUUGUUAAAUACUUGCCAUCUCACCGCCUUCUGUUGCAGUGAAUGGUCUAGAAAUGGUACCAGUGUGUUCAGGAGGCAGACCUCUCCUCUGUGCGAUUGCUUUUGAAUGGGGGAGAGCCCCUCAGGCAAUGCUGAAUAUAGCCUUAAAAUGUCUGUCACGGUCCCACUUACAGCCUCGCAAAGCAAAUGGUCGUACACAUGGAUGCUUCUUGGGCGGCCACAUACGCACACGCGCCAGGCUUUGUGGCUGAGGGCUCUGCUGCUCAUGUUUGGAGUUUUCUUCCAUGCUUCCCUGCUGCCUAAGGUCUCCUUGGGUCUUGAAAGGGGCACUGGUACCUAAGAAUCCUUCCCAAUCUCCAUAUUAGUCGUUUACAAAAUAAAAGGUGCUAUAAAAAGCUGGCUUUAUUCUUAAAGGCAGCCAUUUCUAGAUGUGACCCUCUCAGCAACGUAAGACUGGUGUGCCUGACUUUGGAGCAAACGGAUCCCAGCAGUGAGCUGAGAUAUGCUUCCUCUAGAAAACUGCACAGACUGUCCUCCCAGUCCAAAUGCACAAAUGGCAGGUCCGUGGCCCUCUUAGGAUCACCUUGGAGCACUGUGGGCACCCAUUUUCCAGUGUCACCUGCCUCUACACAAGGGACAGCCAACUGCUCCAGGGCCAUUUGCACUGUGGGCUUCCUGCUCUUAGUGAAGGCAGGAGGACGUGCCUUUUUCCUGGAAUCCUUUUGCUUCCAGCUUGACUGUUGCAGCAGUGAGCUCCAGGCACCUGUGCGACAGACAUGCCCAGGAGUGUCAAGCCUGACCACCAGCCCCUUCCCUUGAUUUUCUAGCCGUUAACUGCCCAGUGUGUGGUGUUUGUUUUUAGGACUGGCUGUGGUCAGCUUUCAGCUGAAGAGGUUUAAAUGGGGCUCACCUCAGCGCUUGUGUCUCUGACAGCGUGUCUCCUCCUCCUCCUCCUCCUCCUCCUGUGGAGCACUUUAACUGCAGCUCCCCUUCACCACAUCCCAAUACUGACAGAUGGUUUGCUGGAAUAUCCUUCCUUCAAAUGGAAGCAACUUCACACUUAAAAUAUCAAAGCACUAUUUUUAAAACACUAGUAGGAGUUCUCACAGCUAAAAUUCUAAGAUGCAAAGGAUGUUAACUAGGUUGAUAAAAACCUAACUGAGUAUAUACCCACUGGUAUAUAUUCCCUCCGAGAGGAGAGCAGGCACUGGAAGCAUCUAAGCUGCUGUACUGGCCUUGUGCCAUAAUUGUCUCCAUCAGCCAGCAAGGCCUAUCUGCUCUUUUUUGUGUCUGUGACCUUGGAAUAAUAAACCAGUGCUUUGCUUCAUUCAAAAGGAAAAGUGACUUGGUUGCACAUAAAAUUGGCUUUAAGGAAAUAGGGUAUGAGAAACUGAGAAUGUGAGCUAGUGGUGUAAGUGAAGCUACAGAAUCUUAACUCUAAAUCCUGUAGUAGGAAGCAGAGAUUUGAGUUCUUAAAAACCAUUUGUUUAAGGAAUGCUCUUUAAUGCAAAAGUAUAUCCUUCUCCUCUUGCCUGGCUUAAAAAAAAUACACUUCUGAUCUACUAAUGUUGGUAUCACACAUUCAUCACAAAGUAACUUUUUUGUAGUAAAACAUCCUCUCCCCACACUCCUUUUUGGUGCUACUGAACUGUUUACAUGGGAGCAGCCCUUUUACUACCUGUUUAGAAGACACCCUUUAUUUACUAAGCCCUGGUCCUGAGACAUUUGGUACAAGCUCUGUCCUUGCUACAUCAGUUGUGACUCUGAUACCUUGCUCUCUGCUCUCCUGCAUUACAUGGUAUACAGGUGGCAUUUUCAAUGUGAAUCCAAAGCUUGUCAGGUCCUUUACAUUUUGUUUUGCCUUUUAUGUUCUUUUCAUUGUGAUAAUGCUGUAUUUAAAGAGGAUAUUUAAGUGUAAAAAUAAAAAAAAAAUGCUUGAACUUGCA